Chanos chanos (milkfish) is the source of this 939-nucleotide messenger RNA. RefSeq names its product metaxin 3 (gene mtx3). Gene Ontology annotation, cellular component: cytoplasm; SAM complex. The transcript has 9 exons. Gene Ontology annotation, biological process: mitochondrion organization. The record is from RefSeq and is a predicted model, not a curated record. Bases 1 to 939 code for a protein of 312 amino acids. NCBI's taxonomy places the organism in Eukaryota, Metazoa, Chordata, Actinopteri, Gonorynchiformes, Chanidae.
AUGGAAACAAAUAUGGCGACUCCCAUGGAGCUGCUUUGCUGGGGAGGCGACUGGGACUUGCCGUCCGUUCACACAGAGUCUCUCAUUGUGUUGGCCUAUGCAAAAUUUGCUGGUGCAAACCUGAUAGCGAAGCCAAUUGACUGGACGUGGAGAACAAUUACAACAACUGUACCACAGCUGCAUCAUGACGGUGCCACGGUAACAGAGCCUACAUAUAUUCUCAACUAUCUGAGAAAACAGAGGUUCAAUGCUGAUUACGACUUAACUGCCAAACAGGGAGCCGACACCAUGGCUUACAUUGCCCUAGUGGAGGAGAAAUUGCGACCAGCAUUGCUUCACACAUUUUGGGUGGACAGCGAGAACUACAGUAACCUGACCAGGCCAUGGUUUUCAUCACACUCGCCAUUUCCGUUAAACUUCUUUGUCCCGGCUCGCCACGCGACGUUAGCGCUUUCGCGGAUCUUGCUAACCAAAGGAGAGGCUCCCCUUCACAGCAUCGCUGAAGUCGAGGGAAAGAUAUACAGUGAAGCCAAGGAGUGCCUGAAUUUGCUGUCUCACAGACUGGGAACGGCACAUUACUUCUUUGGAAACACGCCUACGAGCCUGGAUGCCUUUGUCUUCGGCUACAUCGCCCCUCUGCACAAAGCCAACCUUCCCAGCGGUCAGCUCCAGAAUCAUCUGAAACAGCUGACCAAUCUGUGCCAAUUCUGCAACGCUAUCCUCAAAAACUACUUCACCGAUGGCACGCCUGGCUCCCCUCCGUCCAGUCAGGAGACGGUGGACGCAAACCUCCAGAAACUGACACAGCUCGUUAACAAAGAAUCCAACCUUCUCGAGAAGAUGGAUGACAAUCUACGCAGCAGUCCUCAACACAGGCCGCACAGAACCAAGCCCAAACCCUCAGCUUUGUCCAAUGAGAAGAACUUGACACCAGCCUGA